AUGACCAGUGAAUUCGGCGGUGGCCGUGCUUUCCUGAAUAUCAGUGCCGGGAGCUGUGCCGACGAUGAGGCGGGCUCGGCCAGCGAAAGUGCUUCGCUUGCAUCCUGGGGACGUAAUCUACUCCUUCAGGCUCAGUACAGUGCCGUAAAACCAGUUUAUCCAGCAGACACGAUCAGUACGAAAGCAUUUUCCAGUAACCAGAACCUGACCAACGGUAUGUCAUCGGUGCCGUGCAAAGACAUUGUGAAGAAUGAUGAGAAUAUUGCGCAGAGCACCCAGUUGCCAGCUCCUCCUCGUCCUCCGCCACCCACUGAACCAGAAGUGCCUUUGAAGAAGGAUCCGGGAAGUGUCUCGAACGGAUUUGCUCGAAUUCGUGGUCACGCAAAAACAAAUUCGCUGGAUCGCGGGCUGAGUUUAGCCAAAAGCAUGAAAACAGGCCCCUUUCCUCCGCCUGGAAACAAAAGCAGCUCGCUGAAACGGGAAUGCUCGGUUGAUUCGCCGUGUAGCUCAUCCUAUCUGUCAUUUGACGGAGGCGAAGAAGAUCUGCGAAACAGCGAUGCGCAAGGCGUUAUCCGGCAGAUCACCUCUUCGAUCCUGAACGAACCGUUGAAGGAGGAAUCGUCGGCGUCCGAAUCUCCACUGCGCGUUCCGCCCAGUGAAUGUAUAGCUUUGAUUGGAGAAUCCGCUGCUGUUCCUUCUUCAUCUGCUUCCGCGGCCGGAAAGACAACUACAGGCGAAGACAAGCGGGGCGAUGAUGUUGCUGAGAAAUUUGCUUUCUCUGGACUCGAAAUGAUUUUUUUUUUCUUUUGGGAUUCCGAUUCAUCAUCGAGAGAUUUGGCAAUGGGCGAUCAACCUGAAUCGUCGCCGGAUCGAGCUUCCUCUGUGAAUGAAACGAAUUUGGUGACAAAUCCAAGCGAAUAUUUAGAUCCGAUAACCCGUGAUGUGGAGAGGCGUAUGAGCAUGAAAGGACAUCAGCAAACUUCUGGAGGGUCAGUGCUUUUCAUGUUGCCAGAAUCGUCACCGGAUCGAGCUUCUUCUGUGAAUGAAACGAAUUUGGUGACAAAUCCAAGCGAGUACUUGGACCCGAUAACCCGUGAUGUGGAAAGGCGUAUGAGCAUGAAAGGACAUCAGCAAACUUCCGGAGGAUCGGAGAGUGGUCCUUCCUCAAGCUCGGCGCAAACAUCGAGUGGUCUUGGCCGUGCCGCAGUGUUUGUGAAAGGAUACGGAAGUUAUGCGUCUGAGCUGUUCCGAGGUGCCUUCUUGCGAGCCAAAAGCGCCGUCUCAAUGGGUUCGUCAUCAAAACUGUCGAAGGAAGAUGAGGAAAGCUGUAAUGAAAGUGAUCGUGAGGAUUCGUCGGUGGCUGAAGGCACACCAGUGGUGCGGCCGAAGAAUUCGAAAAAAGGACCGUUUGAUUUUGAGGGCACGCGUUGUUUUCAGGAGAUCGAUCACGAGCACACGGGUGCGGUAUGGUGUAUGAAAUUUUCGUUAUGUGGACGACUGCUGGCGACAGCUGGCCAAGAUAAUAUAAUAAGGGUUUGGGUGCUUCGCAAUCACUUAUCCUACUUCAAUACGCUGCGUGAUCGUUAUAAUUUGAAAUCCAAAAAGAGCACGAUAUCGAUGGAUGACAAUAUGAUGCAAAAUCAAAUGCAGGAUAUUGAAAGUGAUUUAUGCUCAUCCGCAACGGUAUUUUCAUUAUUUCGCUUUUUCAUGCAUCGGAAUAACGUGAAUGCCAAGAAUAUCGAAGCAGCAGCAGCAAAUGUGAGGGGAGGGGGAUAG
Molecule: messenger RNA, 1776 nt
Organism: Gongylonema pulchrum
Lineage: Eukaryota; Metazoa; Nematoda; Chromadorea; Rhabditida; Gongylonematidae
Source: the annotation of a GenBank genome assembly